Messenger RNA from Solanum stenotomum, 1107 nucleotides. RefSeq names its product peroxidase 66. NCBI's taxonomy places the organism in Eukaryota, Viridiplantae, Streptophyta, Magnoliopsida, Solanales, Solanaceae. Bases 75 to 1028 code for a protein of 317 amino acids. Gene Ontology annotation, cellular component: plant-type cell wall; plasmodesma. The transcript has 3 exons. Gene Ontology annotation, biological process: response to oxidative stress; hydrogen peroxide catabolic process. The record is from RefSeq and is a predicted model, not a curated record. Gene Ontology annotation, molecular function: heme binding; peroxidase activity.
GCACAAUCAUCUCAUCUUCCUUUCAAGUUGCAAUUAAUUAAUUAAAUCCUUAGAUACCAGUUUAAGCAUAAUUGAUGGCUCCUUUUUCUACAAUCUUUUUUCUUAUUUUGUUAAUAGUCCCUCUAUGCAGUGCAACUCUUGGAGUUCAAUACUAUGAUCAAACAUGUCCUCAUGCUGAAGAUAUUAUUUAUCAAACAAUUCGCAAUGCUUCGUUUUUUGAUCCUAAAGUCCCAGCACGUAUUCUCAGGAUGUUCUUCCAUGAUUGUUUCAUUAGAGGAUGUGAUGCAUCAGUUCUACUGGAUUCAACACCAGAAAACAAAGCAGAGAAAGAUGGUCCGCCUAACCUCUCUCUUGGAGCUUUCUAUGUGAUUGAUGCUGUCAAAACAAACCUCGAAAAGGCUUGCCCAGCAACUGUUUCUUGUGCUGACAUAGUUGCCAUCGCAGCUAGAGAUGUCGUGGCCAUGUCUGGAGGUCCAUACUGGAAUGUACUAAAAGGAAGAAAAGAUGGAAGGGUGUCAAGGGCCAAUGAGACAGUAAACUUACCUGCUCCAUCCUUCAACACAAGCCAACUCAUUCAGAGCUUUGCCAACAGGGGAUUGGGAGUGAAAGAUUUGGUUGCUCUUUCUGGUGGACACACACUUGGAUUCUCACACUGCUCUUCAUUUGAAGGCAGACUUCAUAACUUCAGCUCAGUGCACGACACUGACCCGAGCUUGAACGCAGUAUUUGCACAGAGCUUAAAGCAGAAAUGCCCGAAACCCAACAGUGAUCGCAAUGCAGGACAAUUAUUGGACCCAACUUCAUCAGUAUUUGACAACAACUAUUACAAGCAAAUUAUUUCAGGCAAAGGUGUUUUUGCAUCAGACCAGAGUUUGUUGAAUGACUACAGGACUGGAUUGAUUGUUAAGGCAUUUGCCAAUGACCAAACUGUGUUCUUCAGGGAAUUUGCUGCUUCAAUGAUCAAGCUUGGAAAUGUUGGUGUCCUUGAAAAUGCAGAAGUUAGACUCAACUGCAGAGCUGUGAACUGAGAAAUGAGUGUGUUUGUACCUAUGUUUGUUCUUUUUGCUGUCUAAUAACUGAGGCUUAAUGAAAUACUAGUAUGAAAUA